AUGCCCGGCGCAUUCGUUGCAAUGCAUAUGACUCUCAACCAUGUUCGAAUUGCGCCGCUGCACAAGGACAACGACAGAUAUAUACGGCCACGGACCAAGAGCACACAGGCUCGUUCGGUGGGCUUCCGUCUUCAGCCAGAUCAUGAUGCUUCGAAAGCCGCCACGACCGCUCAGAGCGUGCAACCUCCGAUUCCUCAACGACUGCCAGAUUCCACAUUCGACUUCAACAAGUCAGUUGAUGGAGUAUCGUUGAGGAUCGAGCCACUCGAUUUUGGCUCCGAUGCCGCGCCUUCACAACCAUUGGCAGGAAAUGAAGGCCCUUCUAAAGAAGGCUCCGAGAACCUCUACGCACGGCUGAGUGAGCAGUGCCUGUCGCCUCCGGAAACCCGCCACAUCCAAGGAUUUCAAAGCAUAUAUCUGGGAGAAUCGUGGCUUUUGACAUACGUUGUUCAAAAGGUGAUAAAUGCAGACGCAGCAUCCGAUAUCAGUGGCAGCUCUCCGUCUUCCCUCCAGGUCCCCCUGCCAGCGACCGUCGGCGAUAAGCCUGACAAUUUCGGCUACGACACCAGACUGGAUGCGGAGGAGAUGGAAGUCCUCAAUAUCAGAGGAGCCUUCGUGCUGCCCGAGCGACGAGUUUCCGACAAGCUGAUCCAGACCUUCUUCGAAUGCGUCUAUCCGGCAUUUCCCAUCUUCGAUCGAGAGCAUUUUGCACAGCUAUACGAGUCGAAUCAGUUGUCACUUCUCAUAUUGCACUCCAUCUACGCGGUUUCGAGCACGAUGUGCGAGGAAGAUGUGAUUGCCGAAUCCGGAUUUGAGAGCCGAAACGCAGCUCGCAAAGUCUUCCUCAAACGUGCCAAAGCUCUUCAUGACGCAGAUUACGAAACCAACAAGGUGACACUGGUUCAGGCUACCUUCCUCCUAAGUUUCUUGUGGAAGGGUGCCACGGACGAAAAGGAUAUGUUCUAUUGGCUUUCGAUAGCUAUCGGCAACGCCCAAGGCAAAGGAAUGCACAGAACAACCAAAGAUUCUACAUUGACGCCUCGAGACCGCAGGCUGUGGAAACGAAUUUGGUGGUCGCUCUACGUCCGAGACCGCCACUGUUCUGGCAACAUUGGCCGCCCCAUGCGCAUUCGAGAUGAUGAUAACGACGUCGAACCCCUCGAUGAGUCGGAUUUUGAAGAUGAUAUUGCGCAGAACCCAACACUCUCAACACUUUAUGGACGGAGUAGCAGGGUCCAUAUCCUCUUCGCGAUCGCAAUGAGCAAGCUCUCAGUCAUUUGCCCAUCAAGACAGAGACUGAGCUGUGAAGAGCUCGGCUUUCAGUUACUGGAGUGGCGACAGCAGUUAUCCCCGGAACUGCAGGAUGGUGAUGGGGAAGAGGACGGUGGCUUCUGGCCCAAGAUGCUGGAUUUGAGUUACAAUCAUCACCUCAUCCUGCUACAUCGCCCUGAGAACAGCAAAAUCGUGGUCGACAAGAAACUGCUCCAGUCGCCAGCAUACACUGCCACGAGGAGGAUAACUGCCAUUGCUGAUGAUUUCCUCGCAUUGGGUCUGCUUCGUAAGUCGCAAUUGCAAAUAUGCCCAACUCUGUUCUCGGCGCUGACCAUGUAUGUGCUCAUGGCGCGAAGUCCGGACAGCAUGCAUCGAAAGCUUGCCGAACACAAGGCACGUCUUUUGCUACUCGCCUGUGCCGAGGUUGCAAAGACGUGGCCGGCGUGUGACUGGAUCAUGAAAUUGUUUGAAACGAUAUUCAAGAACAUGGAGAAGAGAAGUCAGACACAGGUCCCCCAACCGGCCCUGGGCGAUCCGUAUCAGAGUGGUUCGGGUCCGACCCAGCAAGCAACUACAAUCCGCGCCGGGCAGGGCAUCCACCGAGAGUCUCAGCACGAACAGGCCUCUCUGAACAAUUACCAAGAUCAAAGGGUAUCAAGUCCAUCGGCAAACAUGUUAGAUGCGGGAGUGCUCGCGGACAUGCCACUCCACCACCAGUUUCUCAAUGUGCCCGAAUUCUGCGAUCAAGAUCUUCUCAGCGUGCUGCCACUGGACUUUGGACUGCCUCACGAUGUCCUUCCUUACAUGAUGGAAAGUUAA
This is a messenger RNA of Fonsecaea nubica, 2091 nucleotides long. RefSeq lists its product as hypothetical. Gene Ontology annotation, biological process: DNA-templated transcription. The record is from RefSeq and is a predicted model, not a curated record. Lineage: Eukaryota; Fungi; Ascomycota; Eurotiomycetes; Chaetothyriales; Herpotrichiellaceae. Gene Ontology annotation, molecular function: DNA binding; zinc ion binding. Bases 1 to 2091 code for a protein of 696 amino acids. The transcript is spliced from 7 exons.